AUGCCUCCCAAGCGCAAGGCCGGCGGCGCGGCAGCGGACGCGGGCGGCGCGGCGACGGCGACGCCCAGGGCCCGGCAGUCCAAGCUGGGCAAGGAGCACAACAUCACGGCGCAGGAGGAGGCCGAGAUCAAGGAGGCCUUUGGCCUGUUCUCGGAGCCCAUGGACGGCGAGAAGGAGGGCGUCAUACCCACCAGCGACGUCCGGCGCGCAAUGAUCGCCCUCGGCAUCCCCCCGACCUCGCCGGCCGAGCUCGCCGAGUUCGUGGGCAUCCUCGACCCGGACGACGAAGGGUUCGCGACGUACCCUUCCUUCGUGGCCAUCUGCGCCCUCAAGCUGCACGCGCGCGACCACACGUCGGACGCGCACCUGCGCGAGGUCGACGAGGCCUUUGCGCUCUUCACCGGCGGCGACGACGACGGCAACAACAACAACAAGAUCACGCUGGCGCACCUGCGGCGCGUGGCGGCGACGCUCAAGGAGGACGUGCCCGAGGAGCUGCUGCGGGACAUGAUCCUCGAGGCCAACGGCGGCGCGGGCGUGGGCCAGGGGGUGGAGAGGGAGGAGUUUGAGAGCGUCAUGCGGAGGGCCGGGGUGUGGAGGUGA
Messenger RNA from Thyridium curvatum, 603 nucleotides. RefSeq lists its product as uncharacterized. The coding region runs from base 1 to 603 and encodes 200 amino acids. Gene Ontology annotation, molecular function: microtubule binding; calcium ion binding. Gene Ontology annotation, cellular component: half bridge of spindle pole body; mitotic spindle pole body. NCBI's taxonomy places the organism in Eukaryota, Fungi, Ascomycota, Sordariomycetes, Thyridiales, Thyridiaceae. Gene Ontology annotation, biological process: spindle pole body duplication. The record is from RefSeq and is a predicted model, not a curated record. The transcript has 3 exons.